GUCCCGAGCCGGCCUCCCGAGGUUGCAGGGAGCCGGCCGGCUGCUGGAGCCGGAGCCGGAGCCGGAGCCUAAUCCGUGGCGGCGACUGGGCUAGCCGGGGAAUUCGCUACACUUUCGGAACGUUGAUACAUUCGGUCGCGCGCUGCGCGCGCUCAUUGGCCGCCGAGCCGGGCCACGCGUCGUUCGGAUUCGUCCCGCGGCCCGCCGGGCUCGGAGCGCACAGGAGGGAACCCGGCAGCCCCGCGUCCUCGCAGCAGCGUUCUGCCAGGCUGCCCCGGCCCGGCCCCGGCCCCAGCUCGGCUUGGCUCGCCUCGGCCCGCUCCAAGAUCUCUUCGCCGUCGGGCCGCUCCGGGCGGGCGAUGGCCCUGCGGCCUCGCGGGAGUCCUUGGGGCCUGGGGCGGCGGCGGUGACCGGUAGAUGGGCCCGGACGCCCGGCACCAUGGAGGGGGUGCUCUACAAGUGGACCAACUACCUGAGCGGUUGGCAGCCACGGUGGUUUCUCCUGUGUGGCGGCAUCUUGUCCUACUAUGACUCCCCAGAGGAUGCGUGGAAGGGCUGCAAAGGGAGCAUCCAAAUGGCCGUCUGUGAAAUCCAAGUUCACUCGGCAGAUAACACGCGGAUGGACCUGAUCAUCCCUGGCGAGCAGUACUUCUACCUGAAGGCCAGGAACGUGGCGGAGCGGCAGCGGUGGCUCGUGGCCCUGGGCUCAGCCAAAGCGUGCCUCACAGACAUCAGGGCCCAGAAGGAGAAAGAGUUCACGGAAAACACGGAGACCCUGAAGACCAAAAUGUCCGAGCUCAGGCUGUACUGCGACCUCCUCGUUCAGCAAGUGAACAGAACGAAAGAAGCCGCGGCCGCUGGCGCAGCAGACCCCAAGGAGGGGAUCGACGUGGGAACGCUGCUGAAGUCCACGUGCAACACGUUCCUGAAGACGCUGGAAGAGUGCAUGCAGAUCGCCAACACAGCCUUCACCUCGGAGCUGCUCUACCACACGCCCCCGGGCUCCCCCCGGCUGGCGGCGCUCAAGCCCAGCAAGACCAAACUUCCCAUCAUGCCUAUUCACAACGCCCUGGAAAGGCAGAUCGCACUGAACAGCUGUGAAAACGGAUCUUUAAACACAGAAGGAAGUGAUUCCGAGGAAGCCCUGAUGAGGAACGAGAGCCCCUCGCGUGGGAGGCCCGAGAUGGGCCGCAGCGUGGCGGCUGCAGACGAUGGGGACGAUCCCUUAGCAGGCCAAAGGGAGGACGUCCAGGGCGAGGGAGGCGGAGAUGCCGAGCCCCCCCGCGAGCCCCCCCCGGGGCCCGGGGCCGCCCAGCAGGAGGAGGAGGUGCAGACGUUCUUCAGCGCCAUGAACACGAGCUUUAGCGACAUCGAGCUCCUGGAAGACAGCGGGAUCCCCACCGAGGCCUUCCUGGAGUCGUGCUACGCCGUCGUGCCGGUGCUGGACAAGCUUGGCCCGACCGUCUUCGCUCCUGUGAAAAUGGACCUCGUGGGGAACAUUAAGAAAGUCAAUCAGAAGUACAUCACCAACAAGGCCGAGUUCACGACGCUCCAGAAGAUCGUGCUGCACGAAGUGGGCGCCGACGUGGCUCAGGUCAGGAACUCGGCCACGGAGGCCCUCCUGUGGCUCAAGAGGGGGCUCAAGUUCCUGAAGGGUUUCUUGACCGAAGUGAGGAAUGGAGAAAAGGACAUCCAGACAGCCCUGAAUAAUGCCUAUGGCAAGACCCUGCGGCAGCACCACGGAUGGGUGGUCCGAGGAGUCUUUGCGCUGGCACUAAGGGCAGCUCCAUCCUAUGAAGAUUUUGUGGCAGCGCUAACCAUUAGGGAAGGUGACCAUCACAAAGAGGCGUUUAGCCUCGGGAUGCAGAGGGACCUGAAUCUUUACCUGCCUGCCAUGGAGAAGCAGCUGGACAUCCUGGACAACCUGUAUGAAGCCCAUGGUCUAGAGUCUGAUGAAGUGGUCUGACCGCCGUGGACGGUGCCUCCUCACAACUUCAGGGAUUGAAGCUGGCUCUGAUCUGGGCUUUCCCAGGCUCGUUUCCGUCAGCCUCCUCCUUUUCCCCCUUUUCCUGCUGGCUCUGUCCUCUGGUCCCACCCCAGAUUGUGGGGGGCAGGCAGAUCCUCCCCCUUUGUAUGUCAGUGCUCCCAGUGCCCACGUGUCGUGUGUAGAGACCAAGGUGCUAUGUCCCAGUUCUGAGGGCCCGUCGGCGCCGGAUCAUUAGGGAGCCCCAACGUGUGCUCUUAACUCAGACGAAUCAGGUUGAGCGUAUGCGGGGAGCCCUGCCCUCGGCGUCUUCAUCUCAGAGGCUUAACUAGGCAAGAGUUCUGUGACAAGGAUUAGCAUCCACAAGGGCUUUUUGCACCUCCUCUGAAUUGUUCAGCUGACAGCACGUUUGAGAUGAUUGGAGACCUGCAAACAGAGCUCCAUCCGCCUUGUUCAUUACUAUUAUUUUAUCUUCUCUGUGGACAUUCUCAAAAGAGGUUUUCUACCUCUUGGCUACUGCCCAGAGGGUUCUCUGUGUGUCCAGUGCUCGAGAACCCUGGAGGACAGCCCCUUCCUUUCAAGAUCACAGAACCAACAUGGUCCAUUGGAGGGGAGGUCAGAGAGUGACCCCAGUAAUCACAACUCACCUUUAUGUCACACUCUCAUGACAGAAGUCUUCACAAGCAUUGGUUAAUGUAGGCACUCUGUCCACAUAUUGCUGAAGAAACUGAGGAAAAUGGAGCCUGAGGGUCUGGACAGCCAACCCAGACCAGGGUGCCAACUAGAAGUCCAUGCUUCCGGAAGAACCAGGGAACCUUCACUUCAGACCCUGUUGAUUGAGUUGGCAUGGGAGUGUCUUUGGUUGGACAGCCUGACCCCUUCCAAGAGCAGAUCCUCCAGCUGCCUGUAUCCUCUUCAACGUGUCUUCAAGCCAAAGGAGCAAGUAUGUCAGCCUCUGUUUUGUGCCAGGGUUUAAAGCAAAGCCCUGGAUGCUUCUGAUGGGCAUCCAUGAUGGAGACCAUGGGGAGUAGGCCUUCUCUCAAAGGCUAAUUACUGAGCACAUGCUCCACCAUUUGUGCUUUCCCCAUCAGGUUUGCAUGUGAGUGAGCAUCCAAAAGGUAGCUUGGGGACAGUGACCUCGCAGCUCCCAGAAUGGCCCUCCCAGGGAAACAGAAGCCUCCCCCAAGACACAAACCCUAGUGAGGGGGGCGGGGGAGAUUGUGUCUUGCUCCUAACAAACAGACAUGCAUUUAGGUUCAACAGAAGGAACUCUGGCCCUGCUCCCCUGUGUGAACAAGAGUUCCUGGUAAAACCACUAAGAUGCUGAAAAGAACCUGCAGGCAUUUUAGGGAUGACAGAGACAACAGGCAUGGAAAACAUUUGGUGUUUGGUGUUGGAAACGUCUGGUUCACCAGCUUCAGACCUGAAGAACCAUCUGUUUCACACUGUCCUGGUGGAGAUCAAAAGGGGCCAAAGGCCUGGAGAGGGGAACGAUGACAAGAAUUUGGGCUGCUCAUCCAGGCUUUUCCCCCAUGAGGGAAAUCUCAGAUUUCUCAUUCUCCCUUCCUGAAAGCGGAAACUUAUUUGGUUCUAUAGGGAAGAUGGAGGAGUCAAGGAAAUGCUCUACAAGCUCCCAGUUUCAGCCCAUUCUCAGGUCCAUUCCCACUUUGCUGGGGCGGGGAUGGCAGGGCAGACCCUGAAGGAGAUGCUUGAUCAGUUGUUUGGACACUUGGUGCUAAGGCGCACCUGGCCCCAUUUUUGGUCUAAGUGGAGGAGGCUUGAUGUGAACCCCGAAGACUUUGAAUACAGUCAUAUCCCUUUCUAAGUCUCCUUCACAUCCUCUACAAAAUGGUGGAAAUAGACACACCCACCCAUGGAAGGAGGCACCUGAGGUUGCAGGGGUAGGCCUGGGACAGAAUUUCAGAGUUCAGAUGAAUUCAGGCUCUGGCCCAACCAACUUACUAGCUGUGUGACCCUGAGCAGGUCACUCAUCCUCUGGCUGUCUCAGUUUCCUCAUAUGUAAAAGGAGAAAGUUGAGCUAAGUUAUCUCAGAAGUCCUUCCUAGCUCUAAACCUGGGAUCUGUUUUCCUCCCUAGCACAAAUGAGAGUUAGCUGAGGACCAGCAUGCCCUGAAUGAAGAUGAAUAAUCUUUAGAAACACCCAAAGUUGGGUCCAACUUCAGAUCCAUCUUCUCUUUUAUCUUUUUAAAAAACAUAUCGAAGAAUCUCUAAAGUUUCAUUCUUAAAUUUUCAAUUUUCAUUGGGGAAGAAUCAACUUUCUCUAGCUGUUUAAAGAGGCUAUACCUGAAAGAGAGUGAGAGAAGUCAGUACCAGAAUAUCGUCUGGUCCAUUAGUUACCAGAAAAGAACCAACUCUGCUGGAUCUCCCUCUCCCCACCCACCCCACAAGACUUCUCGGACCUCUGACCAAGCUUCAGUUUCCUAGACUACCUUUUACCAGUUCACAUGACUGAUAAGUCUCAUUAAAUGUUGUGUGAUUCAUUUUUCACAAACAUGUUAGAGUUUAUACAUUCAGGUUAGUGUAAUAAUCAUCUUGGACUUGGCUUCUAUUUCCUUAUUUUGAGAAUGUCAUGUUAAUAGAUUGAUGACUAAAAACCAUCAUUACAUCUUGACAAUUGUGGGUCAUGGCUGUCCAAAGCCACUAUUGGGGGGCAGCCAUACCUUUGUUUUAUCCGAACUACCAUUUCUCAAAAUAUUGCAAGAACUCUUCAAAAUCUUUACCACUUGCAACCAAUUCUUAUGUCUUCAGUAGUCCCUGAAAGGUGGGCUUUAUUAUUAGAAAUACCCAGAAGUCAUUCAAAGCCACAUCUGGUAAAUAGGUUGGAUCCCUAGGUAAUGCCAUUGAUAGUUACAUUCAAGAGGUGUUGAGAAAAUUAAAACUCAUUUUCUCACAUGCCUUGCCAGCUCUCUCCCAAGGGAUUACCAAAAGUCAGUGGAACCACUUGCGCCCUUUCUUGGUCCAUUGGUUUAACUCUGAAGGUUAUAACAAAAUUCUGUAAACAGUCACAUUUCUAGCAUGUGCUAACCCUGAACUAGCAAUGUUCAAUGCAGAGUCUUGAGUGAUGGAGAAAAAUGAAUCACUUAGAACCAGGGGUAAAGGCCAUGCUCCCUUGUUGAGGUUUCCCCAUGCUAGUUGAAGUGAAAAGCAACCUUUCUGGUGCAAGGAUGGGACCAAUCCAGAAUGGCAUGGAGAGCUCUCUUCAGAAGGAGGGCAGGUUCUCAUCGGAUCACAAGCAGCUAAGAUGCAUUUUGGGAACCUUGUGUUGGUACCAUAUUGUGAUUCCUACCACUGGGAGCGCUCAUGGAAGAAAGAAAGCAACUUGGAUGAACAUGGGCUCUCCCAAGCAACAGACCACAAUUGCAUCAUCAUCAUACACGCCAUUUAUGUGGCUUUCUGAAAGAUAUCCCAAAGCCAUCUCUUUAAAUACUAAUCGUCAGUUUUUACAGCCACUUGGAGUAAUUGAGGGUUCCUCCCCCCAGCCCACCCCCAGUAUUAUUCCUUAUUUUAAAUGAAGCAAACGGAGUAUAAGCAGGGAUGAAACUUGGAGGUUAUCUUAUCCAACUCCCUCAUUUUACAGAGAAGGCGACUAAGAUCCACUGGUGUUUUGAUUACUAUUUACAAUCUUAGAGAUUCCGAAUUGGUCGUAGACAAUGAUCGUUAACUGGGACCCUGGAGACCUCGAGCUCUCAAUGGUAUUUUGGGCUGUGAACCCCUUUGGCAGUCUGGUUAAAGCCUAUAGAAUUACCAAGAAAGCCAAUUAUAUAGAAUCCAGUUAUCGAGAGAUUCAAAAACAAGUUCCUGGCCCCAGGUUAAGAACCUUUGCGGUGGAUGGGCAAUAAAAGCCCAUGCUGCGCACUCACUGUACAGACGUGAGCUCAGUAUCUAAUCAGCUAAUUGCUUACUCAGGGUUUUUAACCUAUCGGCGGUCUAAGUGCGUAUCUCCCCUGACCUAGCCGGUUUAUGGCAUUUUAAGAUUUAUUCUAAUCUGUUGAGGCCCUUUGCUAAUCCACAAGCAGUCCCUUCUGGGGUUGCUGAUUCCCAUCCUUUUCUCUGAUAUCCAGCCUCCAGGACCUGCAUCUGAUGUCCAUUUGCAUGCUUUCAUGGUAACCAUUCUUCAUUGAACGAUUAAGACACUCCAGAGCAUGUUUAAAUGAGCGUUUCCUAGACUAAGCUGCUGCGUCUCGAAGCACGAUGCAUCGGUUCCUUCCUCUGCUCUUCUCAUCAGCCGUGGAUUAAAAAGAAGCCGGGGGCCCCGAGGUGGAGAAGUCACGUGUCAAACCUUUCUCUUUAUGGGUGGGAAGAAGUCUGCGCUUAGGGCUGUGUGAGAGGCAAGUCAAAGACUCUCCCACCAUUCGAAGCACAUUUCAUGCUUUUACAAACUUUGUUCUACUUUUCUUAUCAGAAACAAACUCUACCGCACAGCCUCCCCCCCAGUCCUCAGUGUGUCACGUGGUCUCACUCAUGUCUCCCGGGGGUGAUGCGGCAGAAGACGGUGCCAAAGGCAGCACCUCCUUGGCUCCUAGAAAGCUGUGCCAAUUUCUGGGCCAGUUUGAUGCAUGUUUCCUGUCACCCACGUGGGAACAUCAGUCGGGUGUCAUCAAACAGCCCAUCUACCUCAUUUUGGAAUUGGCCGUGGACCAUCUGUGUCGGGACAGGAAUGGAUGGCCAAAGGACAUUGACGUGAGUCGUGUAUAGAAAGGGGAGGGACUUGGUGGAACAUAUGCCAAAGGCUAAAUGUACAUAGUGAUAUUGCCCUGCGUUGGUUUUUUAAGUGUUGGUUUCCCGUCUCCUAUUUCUCUCAACUUCUGCGGUUUCGUCGUCAAACUUUUUAGCAUCCCGGGACGUCUCCCAUUUGGAGGCAGCCCUGUCUGUCCGAUUGUUGAAUAGACAGAAUGGAGGAGGAGUGUAAGAGCUGUCCCGGAAGGCUGUUGAUUUCUCCAAAGUUGGGGAGUGCUCGGAGUUUGACCGAAUACAAGCCGAUUAUUUUGUUGUUGUUGUGGCUCUCGUCCUAUAUAUCAGCUGAAACAAGAGGGGGUGGGGUGGGGAUGGGGAUAGGGUUUACUUCUUUUGCAAGAAUGUUUUAAAACAUGUCAGAUUUUAUAUUGUUUAGUUACAAUAAACUUAUUUUUAAAG
Messenger RNA from Monodelphis domestica (gray short-tailed opossum), 7137 nucleotides. Lineage: Eukaryota; Metazoa; Chordata; Mammalia; Didelphimorphia; Didelphidae. The record is from RefSeq and is a predicted model, not a curated record.